AUGGCGCAAAGUCGCUCCAUGGAGUCGCGCGUCGGAAGAAACAAGCAGCGCUACAGCGACAAUGGCGAGCGCCUCGUCGCUGGCAUCGUGCCCACGAACAAAGAGAAGACCUUCAUCCUGCUGAUCCAGUCGACGCGGCGGGCCGAGUGGGUGCUCCCCAAAGGCGGCUGGGAGACGGACGAGGAGUGCAUCGAGGCGGCGGAGCGCGAGGCAUGGGAGGAGGCCGGCAUAGUGUGCAAGGUGGACUACGACCUGGGCAAGAUCACCGAGACCCGCACGGCUAAGCAGAUCUCAAAGAACGCGCCCAAGGCCCUAUACCAGUUCUACGAAGCCACCGUUACCGAGGAGAAGAGCGUCUGGCCAGAGAGCCAUAAGCGCAGUCGCAAGUGGUUCAGCUACCCCGACGCCCUCGAAGCCCUCAAGCCUCGCCCGGAGCUCGUCGAAGCCAUCAAGCGCUCCACCGUCAAGCGGUAG
Molecule: messenger RNA, 474 nt
Organism: Pseudogymnoascus verrucosus
Lineage: Eukaryota; Fungi; Ascomycota; Leotiomycetes; Thelebolales; Thelebolaceae
Exons: 2
Coding region: 1-474 (157 amino acids)
Biological process (GO): adenosine 5'-(hexahydrogen pentaphosphate) catabolic process; diphosphoinositol polyphosphate metabolic process; diadenosine hexaphosphate catabolic process
Cellular component (GO): cytoplasm; nucleus
Molecular function (GO): bis(5'-adenosyl)-hexaphosphatase activity; bis(5'-adenosyl)-pentaphosphatase activity; diphosphoinositol-polyphosphate diphosphatase activity
Source: RefSeq, a predicted model, not a curated record